ACAACUUUUUUUCCGCCAUCUUGGAGUGUGCAGAGGCCUGCUGGGAACAGGACUCCUAUAACGCCAAAUAAUGUCUGGAAGGCUGUGUGGUCCAAGGCUAUUUUUGCUGGCUACAAGCGGGGUCUCCGGAACCAGAGGGAGCACACAGCUCUUCUUAAAAUCGAAGGUGUUUAUGCUCAAGAUGGAAUGGAAUUCUAUCUAGGCAAGAGAUGUGCUUAUGUGUACAAAGCAAAGAACAACACAGUGACUCCUGGUGGCAAACCAAACAAAACCAGAGUAAUCUGGGGAAAAGUAACUCGUGCUCAUGGAAACAGUGGCAUGGUUCGUGCCAAAUUCCGAAGCAACCUUCCUGGUAAAGCCAUUGGCCACAGAAUCCAUGUGAUGCUGUACCCCUCAAGGAUUUAAAUUUAAUGAAAAGGAAAUAAAGGUGUAGAUUUGUUCUCUUGUAAAAAAAAAAAAAAGGAAUCAUGCACAAGAAUUCUCACAGCAGCAUUAUCAUUAGUAGUUAAAAUCUGGAUAUAGUUCAAAUGUUCAUCAGUAGUAGAAUGGAUAAAUUAUGUAUUCAUAAUGGAAAUGGAGUGGAAAACCACAGAGCAAUAACAAUAAAUGAACCACAGCUAUAUACAAAAAAAAAAAUUAGGAUGAAUUUCACAAUGUUGAGUGAAAUAUCCCAUAUAUACACAUAUCCCAUAUUUCAUUUAUUGAAAGUUUAAAAACAGGUAAGCUGACAUAGUAUUAAAAGAACGGUGGGGGGACCAAAGGGCUCGUGAUAGCGAGUGGGCAGCAGACUUUUGGGUGCUGGCAGUGUUCUGUUUCUUGACUAGAUAGUAGCUGCAUGGAUGUUUGUGAAAAUUUAUUGAAACGUACAUUUGCUUUUUUGCACAUUACUUUUUGUGUGUGAUAAUAAAAAUGGUUAGAACCAUAAAUAAUUAAACAAUGAGAUGCCAUGUUAUACCCAUCAAAUUAGCACUGACUUAAAAAUUUUAAUACUCAAGGCUGGUGUGAAAUGGGUCUGUGCUAUAAGACUUAAACCUUCAUAUUUCCAGUGGAAAUAAAAUGUAUUCUAACCUUUCUGGAAAGCAGUUUGGUAGUAAUUUUGAAAUAUUUAAAGAUAUUGAUCCCUUUUAUUUUAGUUGUUCCCUUAGGAAUCUGCCAUAAUGGAAAAAAAUCUGAAGUGUGAAUGUAGAUAUGUGCAUAAAGAUAUCAAUCACAGUAUUUUCCAUAGUAUAAAACCAACACUAGAGAGGUGGAUUAUGUAAAUUAUGAUGCAAUUAUUAAAACCACUAAAAUUUUUAUUCAUGAAGUUUUUCAUGACAUAGGAAAAUGCUUAUUAGUUAAAAAGAAUAUGGAAUUAUAGGUGUAAUGUGAUCUCAUCUAUGUUUUUAAAAACAGUAAACAGACUAAAAUGCAAAGUAUGCUAAAUAUUGCCAGUUAUGUUAUGAUUAUGAAUUUCCUCCCAGCUUUUUAUAUUUAUUGUAUUUUUCUAAUUUUUCUGCAAAGAGCACAGAUAUUUUGAUAUUUUGAGGGGAAAAAGCUACGAUUGAAGCUUAGCUUUAUUUUCUGGCUCCACAGGUUAUUUUUUCUUAAUAUCUGCCUACCUUUACAUUUCUUAAUAUUUAUAUCUGUCUCAAUUUUAAUUUUCUGAAGAUUAUAAAUAGAAAAAAUUAGGUAAAUGUCUCUCUAGUCUUUCAGUCUGUAGGUAAAUUUCCGCACUCCCAUUUCU
Messenger RNA from Zalophus californianus (California sea lion), 1723 nucleotides. Its product is annotated as 60S ribosomal protein L35a-like. Lineage: Eukaryota; Metazoa; Chordata; Mammalia; Carnivora; Otariidae. Gene Ontology annotation, molecular function: structural constituent of ribosome. The record is from RefSeq and is a predicted model, not a curated record. Gene Ontology annotation, biological process: cytoplasmic translation; ribosomal large subunit biogenesis. The transcript has a single exon. Gene Ontology annotation, cellular component: ribosome; cytosolic large ribosomal subunit. The annotation marks the transcript as partial.